AUGAACAGGGAGCUCGCCUGUGACUACCAGUUCUAUCACAGAGCCAGUAAGGGCAGCGGGGAUGAGGGGCCUCCCGGCCCCCAGGAGUCCCAGAACGCCCCGUCAGCAGUGUACCGGCCAGCACCCUCUGCAGUGGGGGAUGCCACUCACCUGGCCUCCACGGGGCAGACCCCUGACGGCAGCCAGGUGAGUGGCGGAGGCAAUCUCCUACUGCAAGGGGUGCUGAGUGGCACACUGCUGCUCGAAGCAGCGUUCAGGCUGCAAAGGCUGCGGACCCUCCUACGUAACCGGAGGCCCAAGUCUGGUCCACCAGAAGGAAGCAGCAAGAGAAAAAAAGAGAGUGCCACAGUUCCCAUGGCUGCUCAUCCCAAGAGCUGGCACUUCAUUGCCUGCUGCAGAAAACCAAAAGAGCAACAGGAACCUGAGCAGCAGGGGGGGGUUGGUAUCAGCACUCCACCAGCCCCUCCCAGAGCAAAAUGGUAUCAUCUCUGCAGGAGGAGGGAGGCUGUUGCUGUCAAGAAUGGGAGGGAUGCACACAAACACAGGCAAAGCUCAAGAGGACUUGAAAACCUGUCUGGAGUGAGCGGUAUGCACUGCUCCCUCGACUCCUCAGACCAGUCCCAGCUGGAGAACCUAGAACUGGUUGAGGAGGUCAUGGUGGACCGCUCAACACAGACUGUCUGGGAAGACCAAAGCGAUGCCGAGAGGCAAAGCUCCAGAGCAGAUUGGAACCAGUCUGGAGUGAGCAGUAUGCACUGCUCCCUCGUCUCAGACCAAUCCCAGCUGGAGGACCUUAAACUGGAUGAGGAGCUAACCGUGGGCAGCCCAAAAGAGCGGGUCUCCAGAUGGGAAAACAUGGGCUACACAGACAGCCAAAGCUCCAGAGCAGUUUGGAACCAGUCUGGAGAUUCAGUGGUCAGCAGCAUGUACUGCUCCCUUUUCUCCUCCAGCUCCUACCACUCUGAGGUGGAGGACUGGAAAGUGGAUGAGGAUCUCAUGGAAAUCAUCCACCGGCAUAUGGAGGACAGAGAGGAGAGAGCCAACAAUCAGGAUGAGGAUGUCCAUUUCCUCGCAGUCCUCUGCGCUUGCUGCAAGGCUGCAUAUAAGAGCGGCCAGGAGAGUCUGGAUCUCCCCUACAGCAAAGGAGAACUGAUAAAAGCAAUCGUGGUGGUGAUGGAGAAGUCCCCUGUGCAGGCUGGGCCUACCAUUCUCCUGCUUUAUGCCAUGGCUGCCGUCUCCUGCCUCAGCAAAAUCAAGCCUCCAACUGACCCAGAGCUAGAGUCUGCGAUCCUGCGCUUCGCUGUUCGCGGGGUCAUAAAGGUGCAAGCAGGACAUGUCCACAAACAGGCUCUCGCCUUGACUGUGCUGAGCUCCUCUUUGUUGACAUGCUGGAGGGCGGGGCCCGGGGGGAGUGCCGCAAUUAUACACUGGCUCUCUCUUUUCCUUCAGGCUCUGCACAAACUAGCAGCAGACAAUCUGGAGCUGAUGCUUAGGGGGUUUUUGUCAGAGGCCCCAACCACACAGCAUCUCUUGUCCCUCCUGGAGCACAUCAACAUCUGGAUCCUCUCCAGGAAUGCCCAGGAGAGAGCACGAGCCAGCAAACAAUGCGCCAGCUUGCUCCGCUUUAGUGUCAUGAUGCCUGAUUGUGAUAACUCUGCAGAACUCCCCAGUUUGGGCCACCAUGUGGCGAAACUAGGAAUCUGCAUAAUGGAUUCCAGGAAGGACGUGAGCAGGUAUGCCAGGGAGGGAAUCUACCGGCUCCUAGAGGUGCUUCUCCACCACAAAGGCCAGAGCAGCAAUGAUGCUGCGGAUCUGUGGAGCCGGAGAUGGCAGGAGGAUGAAAGAAUACUGGCGUAUCUCAACACAGCCAGAGUUGGGGAGGUUUUCAGGGAGAUCUUCAACAAAGAUCAGAAAAGAUCCUUCCUGAGGACCACUCUUCGGGCCAUUAAUCAUCCCCUCCACAGAUUUAAGGAGGCUGGUUUGAUUCUCCUCUACUCACUCUUUGGCAAGGCCGAUGCACUGAUGGGGUAUGAGGAGGAGGAAAUCCGGAGGAAAAUCUGGCGUCGUCUCCGCCAAAUCAAAGAAAGCAAAGGGCUGCCAGAAGAAAUCGAAGGUAUCUUAAAAAACCAAGGUGACUUACUGAUGGACCUUGGCAGUGCCGCUAAGCCGACUACCCUCCCAUGACACCUUUCCUUCCUUCCCUCCCAUGACACCUUUCCUUCCUUUCCAUAUGAAACACUCAAGUAUAAACAUACCAAGAGAAAAAUCAUAUAACAUC
Molecule: messenger RNA, 2278 nt
Organism: Hemicordylus capensis (graceful crag lizard)
Lineage: Eukaryota; Metazoa; Chordata; Lepidosauria; Squamata; Cordylidae
Exons: 16
Coding region: 1-2184 (727 amino acids)
Cellular component (GO): cytoplasm
Source: RefSeq, a predicted model, not a curated record